AUGCCGCAGCCGAGGGGUGUGGCAGAGGACAGCCAAAGAGGACUGCCUGGAGAAUGGGCUGGUUACAGUAGAAAGAUGAAACAACAGCGCAGUUUCAGUAGCAAAGGGACGACAGGCGACAGCCAAACGAUUGCAGACCGAAAGACCGGAGAUAUCGCUUAUGCAUCUCCUGGCAAUGACGAGUGGAAUCACCACAUGGGCACACUAAAUGUCUUGGAGAGGCCCGCUGAAGAUAACAUGUUUAUGGCACUCGGCGAUGCCAUGGUUGGAACGGGUCAUAUCUGGGUCAGGUCACCGGGUGGAUUCAUGAAUCAUGAUAAGCGAGCUGUAACCCUCCAUAUCCGCUACGCAGGGACAAUCUGCACUUCAUUAUGGUCUUCCCCGGUGAUCGUACGUCAGAGUAAUUGGAUCGAAUCUGCACGAAUGGCAGGGCGACCAAUCCGAGCUAGGCAGCAGGAUUCUCGUGCGCCAUUGUUGGGUCAAGCUUUGCUAGUGCUUCCGCUAGUACAGACUAACCAGCGCUACCUCAGGGGCAUUGCGCGUCCUCCGACAUUUGUUAUCAGAAAGCGGGAAUCGGUCUCUCACAAGCGACUUGGUAGACCAAAGGACACCCCUCGAGAUAGCCCAAUUAUUCGAGUCAUCGCACUCCAGUCAUUGAAGCCGGUUCACACUGAGGACGGCGGUGGGUGGAGGAAAGAGAGUCAAGUCAUCGUCGCCCUCGUGACUCAGUCAGCUGCUGAUCAGGUGAUUCACCAUCAACCAACUUCCAUCAACAUCUUCUACGACUGUCCGGCUGAAAAUCCUGUGACCAAGCUUGUUGAUACUAUCUGUAUUACAGGAUAUGAAAGAUAUGAAAGCACUCACAACCCUCCCCUUGGAGCACAAACACCGUGA
Messenger RNA from Aspergillus niger, 894 nucleotides. RefSeq lists its product as hypothetical. The record is from RefSeq and is a predicted model, not a curated record. Bases 1 to 894 code for a protein of 297 amino acids. NCBI's taxonomy places the organism in Eukaryota, Fungi, Ascomycota, Eurotiomycetes, Eurotiales, Aspergillaceae. The transcript is spliced from 7 exons.